Molecule: messenger RNA, 1731 nt
Organism: Thunnus maccoyii (southern bluefin tuna)
Lineage: Eukaryota; Metazoa; Chordata; Actinopteri; Scombriformes; Scombridae
Gene: leng1
Product: leukocyte receptor cluster (LRC) member 1
Exons: 5
Coding region: 287-1108 (273 amino acids)
Source: RefSeq, a predicted model, not a curated record
UUUCAGUGAAAAAUAAAUGCCAUGCAAAAAGUGCUAUUGUUAGGAAUGUAAAUGUUCCUUUCUUGUUUUUUUUUCCUUUUACAUCAUAAAAUGAGAGGAAUUAUAGCACCAUCUAGUGUCAACAUUGUGUUGCUGCAAUGAUGUGUUAAUGUUUACUUCCUCUUUGGUUCUUCCUGUGGCUAACAGUUAGCCGGCAAGCAAGAGCAACUCACCUCCCAGCAAUCGACGCUAGCCUGCUCAGCUAGUUAGCCGCUAACGCACAGUAGCGACAGUCGCCGGGGCAACCAUGAACAUCCUUCCGAAGAAGAGCUGGCACGUCCGCAACAAAGACAACGUCGCGCGCGUGCGGAGGGACGAAGCUCAAGCUGCUGAGGAGGAGCGCGAGGCCAAGCGUCGCGUGGAGCGUGCAGAGCAAGAGGCACGUACGGAGUAUCUGAGAAGAAAAGCCCGAGCUGCUCUCCAGUCAGCAGGAGGAAGCAGGAAUGAUGAAGAUGAUGAACGGAGCGGAGGGAGUGGAGCUCUGGAGCAUCUCAAUCUUUUUCCUCUGGAAGACUCUUCAGAGAAGAAGGGCAACGAGGAGUAUCUCAAAGAAAAGAAAGAUGAAAAGGAGAAACAGGAACGUGCCAUCGGCUUACUGGUGUCUCUGGGACCCCAACCGGGGACUGAGGUCACUCCGUGGUACAUGAAAACCAGCAAAGAAAAAGAAGAGAGGAAAGAAACAGAAAAGAGGAAGGGAGUAAGCGAAGAGGAGAAAGAGAAGAAGGAUCGUAGAUUGAAGGAUAGUUUGGACCCUUUGAAAGAUAUGAAGAAAGCUCUGGCUGUGAAGGAGCACAAGAGCAAGAAAAAGGAAAAAAGACACAGAGGAGAAAAGAGGAGCAAUGGAGAGAGCUCCAUUGAAAGGUUGCGUGCUGAGCGUUUACAGCGGGAGGCUGAAGAAAGGAGGAGAACCCAGGCUCUUCUGGAUCAGAAGAGCGGCAAAGGGAAGGAGCCGGGCAGGGAGGUGCAGGAGAGGGAAAGGCCAUACAACAGCGCCUACUUCCCAGAACUCGCCCGAAAGCGCCAAAGGCGGGAUCGAGACAGCUGGAGAGAUGAAAUUUUAAAAUCUUGAACUGUGUUUCUUUGUCGCCGCUGAACUCUGAACUCAUGAGACGGUGAGAAGUGUGAUGUGUGGUGGAAAGUUUAUCUGCAAAUAUUGAAAGAAAAUGUAAAAGCCCACAGAAAAGAAGGUGACGAACGUGGUUGUAACCUGGUCAUGGUAUAGUCAGGACGUCGACGAUGAGGCAGAUCAUCAGUUUUUAUUUAUUUUUAUGCCUCCAUAAAGAAGAUCACUGUCUGUCCUCUCUGUCCACUGAAAGGUCAGAGGUCAGGUUCUCCCCCUGCAACGUUUCACACAUGAGCACAUCAGCAGGGCAGAUGGUUGCCAUCACAGGAGGGUUUGAGCCCAGACUGUCAGCAAGUAAACACUCAGUGAAAAGAUGUCAGCGUGAUAUGAAUAAUUGUGAAAAAAAUCAAAGAGAUUUGAAGUUAAGUAGGAAAUAAGCUCCGUCUUAUCGAACAGAAAGUGUUUCAGUAAAUAUAUAACAUGCAUGUUGCUGUAAAAGUUGAUAGUAUUAAAGGUAAACCAUUUAUAUUUUUUCUGAAAGAAUAUUCUGAUAAAGUCAUUUGUGAAUUUUUAUUUCAUAAAAUUCUUGUUGUCUAAGUAAAAUAAUAAACCUGAUCAAUGUGAACUAA